GCCGCGGCGGGCUCGGCGUGCCCGCUGCUGGCCUGGCAACUGAACACGGAUUUGUUCGGAAUCUGACUGCACCACUGUGCUCGCGGUUCAGAGAAACUCACCCUCCCCCUAGCAUGAGCGGCCCCUUGGAGACUCUGCCGUCCUGCGCACGCCGCCCCAGGGAGGGGGGCCUGGAUUCGGGCUGCGCCACCAGCUCCCCGCACCAGCCUGGCACAAGAGCUGCUCCCAAAGGCUCUGGACCCGUGGCAGCAGCAGCAGUGGCUCGAGGACCUCAGAGACUUUCCGAGCCCCCAGUGCCCCACUUUGUGCACCCCAGGCACGACCCCGAACCCUUCUUGGAUGCAGAGCUGUGUGAGGGGGACAACAUGGAGCUCCUGGCUCGAGGCAGUGGUGCUGGACUUGGACCCGGAGCUGGGGGAGGGUCCCCUUUGCCCCGCUAUGAGCUGGGGGAGCCCCCCUGGCACCCGCUGGCUGCGUUUCCAUGGUUCCACGGGACCCUAUCCAGGCUCCGUGCAGCCCAGCUGGUGCUGUCGGGGGGCGCAAGGGACCACGGGCUGUUCCUGCUGCGGCACAGCGAGACCCGGCGUGGGCAAUACGUGCUGACUCUCAACUGCCACGGCAAGGCCAAGCAUGUCUUGGUGUCCCUGAAUGAGGCCAGCCAGUGCUGGGUGCAGAACCUCUUAUUCCCAAGCAUCUUUGACAUGUUCGACUAUUUCCGGGUGCACCCGAUUCCACUCAAGUCAGAAGGCGAUGCCACCCUGCUUGCCUAUGUCGAGGCCCCACGCUGGUUCUCCGGGCUCUCCCCCCCACACUCCCUGCCAGGCUGGCAUGAGUGAUGCCAGCGCCAGGCAUGGGUGGCCACUCACAACUUUGCCCGGCACUGUCACGACUUUGUGGAGUCCCACCUGGGUGGGCCUGAAGCAGCCGCUGUUUCCUGAUGCCUUUCCUGGAGCACUUUGAGGCCAAGGUCACCCAAGUGGCCACUGAGGAUGGCAGGGGAACUGGUGGGGGGGGCCUCCCAAAUGCCACCACCACCCUAGGGUGCCCCUGUGGCUACACGAUUCCAUCUCUGAGGUGUCUGCUGCUGCUGUGCACUCAGAACACCCUUAUUGUGGAGACUUUUGAAAGGUUUUGUGAUACCCCCACCUUGCAGGAGGUGGUUUUUUUGUUUGAGUUUUGUCUGGGUUUGUUUGGUUUUUGGGGGGUUGGUUGGUUGGUUGUUUUGUGAAGGCAAUUUAAUUCAGCAGCAUUAUAAGAAUAAAAAUCAGGAUUCAGAACAGAGUUGUUUUAUUAAAAUUAAAUGCUUUGGUAUACUAUAUUCCUUGAGUCUGAUUAAAGGUAUAAAAAUGUUAUUGAUGGGUAAGUAGGCACAUGGUUAAUGAGUAUUUCUGUGAUGGAUGCACUCCCUAGCAGACUUUCGACAAUUUGACUCCAUUUUGCACUCUUUUAUUUAAUAGCAUACAAAUUAGGGCAAAUGGCAGAAUUUUGCUACCAAAUAAAUAGCGUUAUUUUGCUAAGAUAAUGUUUAAUCUGUAUCCUGUGAAAUAAAAUGUAUUUUGAAAUAGUUUUCAAAUGCUGGUAAAUUUGAGUACAGAAUGAAUAGAUUUCGUUGCUUGUUUGAAAGACCUGGAAGAAAUGGAAGCUGCAUUUAUUACAUGAUGAGAUUUUUGGUUUCUUCUGUCAGAGAUGUACACUGGAAACUUGGAAGCAAUUUGUCUUUGUAACACUGGCAAACAGUUGUAGUCUGUCUCCAUUAUUGUUUUUUUACAGUUUAGUUAACCUAUAGCUAAUUAGAAUGAGCCUGUUAAUGUGUGGUUUCUCUGCUGAAGUUUAUUUACUUUGCAAGUACUCACCGAAAUCUUUGCUGUUUCUGAAGGUGAUUUACAAGCAAUAAACUCAGUUUGCCCAUGUUAAAAGUACUUUUUAUUUUUUUAAGAUUGUUACUAAUUUUGAGAGCUGAUAGUAAGAGAUGAAGAAAAAUACAGUCUUUGGACUAAGUCAGCUUAUGAGACCUUGGAAUUUACAUUGACUUCUGCUGAACUAGAGAUGCUUAAAGGCUGUUUCAGUGUCUAGUCAGAGUCCUAUUCUUACAUAAUUUUAAAUCCAGACAGUGGCUGCACUUAUGGUUUACAGUAAUGCCAGAAGAGAGAUGGAUCCUAUUACU
Molecule: messenger RNA, 2164 nt
Organism: Corvus hawaiiensis (hawaiian crow)
Lineage: Eukaryota; Metazoa; Chordata; Aves; Passeriformes; Corvidae
Product: SH2B adapter protein 1-like
Exons: 7
Coding region: 114-836 (240 amino acids)
Biological process (GO): intracellular signal transduction
Cellular component (GO): plasma membrane
Molecular function (GO): transmembrane receptor protein tyrosine kinase adaptor activity
Source: RefSeq, a predicted model, not a curated record